AUGCGUCGUCAUACUCAAAACUACAAUUAUAGACACUAUUCUUUUCUAUUUCCGACAAGUUCAACACAUUUAAGAAAUGCUCAUUAUCAAUAUUAUAAUCCUCGUUUACGUUUUCAACAAAAUCUUUGUUCAAAUGCAGCACCUACUUCUACAUAUUCUACGCCGCGUUCUCAAUAUCAAUCUCAACCGUUAACAACAGUAUCUGAUAUACUUGAACCAAUAUCAGUAUUUGACAAUGGAGAAACUUCGAAACAUCAUCAAGCUCCUGUCACUCCUUUACCAGUGAUAUAUCGAUCGGAAAAUACGAACCGAACGUCAAUAAUCAACAAUGAACGUUUUACGAAAGCUAGUGCUAUGCGUGAACGUUUAUUAAAAGAUAUUCAACGAAAUAUUAGUGAGAUCGAUCAAGAACUAUCGUCAUUAAAAGGACGACCUCCUAUGCCACGUUACAUUUCGCAACGUCUUCCGCCUUUGGAAGAUAGACGAGAAAUGCUUACUUCUAGAACGCUAGCGCUGUCGAAUGACGAAGAUAUAUUUUGGCCUAAUAAACCAAAACGAGCGUAUCAAGUUGUUCCACGUAUAACAAGUGAAAUAAUAAAAACAUCACAAAGUACUUCACCGAAAUUAACGGAUAAAAUCACUCCGGAUUUAUUUGUUGGUCAAUAUCAUUAUGGAGUAGAAAUAGAUGAAAUGGAAAUUCUUGAUGAUGAUCCGGAAAAUACUGAUUUUAAAUCAAAUUUUGAAGAAAUAUCUCGAUUUAAUGCUCACGAAAUGUAUUCUCUCAGUCGAUUUCGUCGUGAACAAUCCGAUGCAACGAAAAAUCGUGCAUUAGUUUUCAUUCCACAAUAUAUCGAUAAUCUUGAAACCCGAAUAAAUGAAUUAACAGAAGAACUUCAUCAAAAUAAUUUAACUGCUAGAAAUCUUUUGCAAUCCUCAGCUGUUACGUCUGUACAUGAGUUAUCAUCAGUUAGUAGAUACGACAGUCAAGAUUUACAAUUACGUCGGCAAACUGCAUCAGAACCAAAACUUCAAAUUUCAUCUGAAAGUUUGUUCAAUUCUCAUGAGCCAACAACCAAUAAAAUCGAAUCAAAUUCAAAUAAUACCAUGCUAUUGAAACCUAUUAAACAUUCUCAUCUAUCAACAAAUACUCAAGAAGCCCUUGUUUCCUCUUCACAACCAGUAAAAAGCCCUGAGAAUAACAUGAAUCACGUUUCAAGUGAUGUCCACAAUGAAUUUCAAAGUAAAGAACAACUUAAAUCCGUUGAUACCGGCCAUCUGUUUAUAGCAGCUCAAUUAGAGAGAAUUUCUGACGAUCAAAGAAAGAAUACUUUCAUGAAAGAACCACAUGCAUCGCAGCAGCAGCAGCAGCAACAACAACAACAAGAGCAAACUAAUGAGAAUACUACUCAACAUGUUAAAGAAACAGAAACGAAAAAAAUCGAUGAAACACCGAAACAAGUUGUUACUGUGAUUUCAGCAUCACCGUCAAAGAAAGUCCUUCCAAUUUCAAUUUAUGACGAUAUGCAAAUUCAGUCUACUAGAAAUAACGAUAGCACUAACGGAGAUCAACGAUAUACAUAA
Molecule: messenger RNA, 1581 nt
Organism: Rotaria socialis
Lineage: Eukaryota; Metazoa; Rotifera; Eurotatoria; Philodinida; Philodinidae
Source: the annotation of a GenBank genome assembly